Messenger RNA from Lethenteron reissneri (Far Eastern brook lamprey), 3252 nucleotides. Its product is annotated as dual specificity tyrosine-phosphorylation-regulated kinase 4-like. The record is from RefSeq and is a predicted model, not a curated record. Lineage: Eukaryota; Metazoa; Chordata; Hyperoartia; Petromyzontiformes; Petromyzontidae. Gene Ontology annotation, molecular function: ATP binding; protein serine/threonine kinase activity. Gene Ontology annotation, biological process: peptidyl-threonine phosphorylation; peptidyl-serine phosphorylation.
UGGUGGUAUUGGUGGUGUUGAUGGUGGUGGUAUUGGUGGAGUUGGUGGUGUUGUUGGUGGUGGUCUUGGUGGUGUUGUUUGUGAUGGUGGUGUUGUUGGUGGUUGUGGUGGUCGUGUUGGUGUGUUUGUGAUGGUGUUGGUGGUGGUGUUGGUGGUGGUGUUGGUGAUGUUGAUGGUGGUGUUGAUGGUGGUGUUGUUGAUUGUGGUGUUGGUGGUUGUUGUGUUGGUGGUCUUGGUGGUGGUGUUGGUGUUGGUGGUGUUGAUGGUGGUGGUAUUGUUGGUGUUCGUGGUGUUGAUGGUGGUGUUGUUGAUUGUGGUGUUAUUGGUGGUCGUGUUGGUGGUCUUGGUGGUGGUGUUGGUUGUGGUGAUGUUAGUGGUGUUGAUGGAGGUGAUGUUGAUGGGGGUGGUAUUGGUGAUGUUUUUGGUUAUGGUGUUGAUGGUGGUGAUAGUCUUGUUGGUGGUGGUGGUGGUGGUGUUGGUGGUAUUGUUGGUGAUGGUGGUGUUGUUGAUUGUACGAUCCAUCCUGGGUUUAACCAGGCUGGAUUGUGUGAGGGGCUCACAAAUGCUUGAAAGAUCUGGAGACAUUCCCACCAGUAAGUUCGUCCGGCAGGCAAGGCUGCAUUGGCUGGGUCUUGUAGACCGCAUACCCAAGCAGUUUAUUUUGGUUGCAUAAAGGGGGCUAAACGGGCACGACAUGGGCUGUCAAAAUAUGGACUGAUGCUGUAUGGGAGGAUGUGGAGCUGAGUGGACUUGCAGAAGACUGGUAUCAGUGGUGUGGAUAGCAUCCUUCACGAGGAAGCUCGUGAAGGAUCCUACCGGGCAGUAGGAGGCAGUCGCCUUCCAACAACAACUGAGGACAGAGGAGUGACGCUCACAACGAGUAGCGGAUAAAAUUCAACAAGUUGGCACAGUUGGGGAUACAGCUGGUGUAUCUACCAGUCAUCUCAGCCAACCUUUGGAACCUGGGUCUAUCCCGUGACGUCUUGUCAGCCUUCGACACUUCACGUGGACUAAAAGUGCACCUGGCCCGGCACAGGUGCCGUGGUGUCAUCACCCCUACUUAGUGGCGAAUGUCGGUUGUUGUUGUUUUUGUAUUUCGUGUUGUGAGUGGUGAUGAUGUGAGUCUGUGUUGACAAUGUGGGUUCAUGGUGAGGAUGUAAGCCCGCGUUGUGACUCAUGUUGAGAUCUGGGAGCCCUCACGCCCUCUCGACUCUUUGUGAUCCUCGCCUUCGUCUCCUGCUCCGCACGCAGAGACCCGGACUGUGCGAGAGACGCUGUGAGAUCUUUGCACCCUGCUCUGCAAGUUGCUACCAUGGAGAUGAGCCGAGGUGGAGAGGCGAGGAGUAAGGGCGAAUCUUGCACCACGUGGAGUGCGCUGUCCUCAGAGGGCAACGCCUCCAUCUGCAGCAAAUCACCGCAAGAAAUCCUGGCUCUCUUUGGCCCUCACUUGACCAACCGUGAGAAGCUAGAACUCGCAGCCAUGCAGGAAGUGUGGUACUUUGCACUUUUCAACAAAUCUCAGGGAUUCAACAAUGAUGGAUACGACGACUACGAACGAAAUUACAUUCUGUUCCGGCAUGAGCACCUCCGCUAUCGCUAUGAGGUGCUGAAGAAGAUUGGAGAAGGAGGUCAAGGCCAGGUGAUCCAGUGCCUUGAUCACAAAAGGAACAUCCUGGUGGCCAUCAAGAUCCUGGUGUCACCAUCGAGCUCCAAGCAAGAAACAUACCAGAAGAUGGAGCUCCAGAUAGCUCUGGAACUUCAGGACGAGGGCAGUGAUGAAGAUUUCAACGUCAUCAAAGUCCUGAACAUAUUUCAUUUCAGAGGACACUACUGUAUCGUCAUGGAGCUGUUGAAGGAGAGCCUUCAUGAAGUGAUUAGGAAUGCGGGGCUCCGGCGGUUGGACAUGGCGAUGGUGAAAACCUACACCAGGGGCAUCCUCAAGUUCUUGCGCCACAUACAUUCCAGGAAAAUCGUCCACGCGGACAUCAAGCCAGAAAAUGUUCUCGUCAAAGACACCGUGACUGGCACCGUGAGGAUCACGGACUUUGGCACGAGCUUUUUUGUGGAAAGUCAACCUAUGAAUGUUGGUGGGACCCUAGAAUACUUGGCUCCGGAGCUGUUGCUGGGCUAUAGCUUGACAUGUGGAGUGGAUAUGUGGGCGCUGGGCUGCACGGUGGCUGAGUUGGCGACGGGCAGGGAAUUAUUCCGGUCCAACAGCCACGAAGAUCACCUCCCGCGCUGCAUAGAGAUUCUGGGGAUGCCUCCAAGGUACAUGGUGAAUGGAGCACCCGACAGAACGCAGUUCUUUGACCAUCGGGGGAAGAUGUUCUGCCCAGGCAAGAAAAGGGUUCCGGGGAGCUUCCCACUUCACAGGGUGCUCAAAAGCGAUGACCCGGAGUUUGUCAAAUUCAUCAGCUCCUGUUUGCGACUCAUGGUGGGCAAAGAGUGGAGCCGGCACAGCGCCCAUACCUCCUUGCUCGCCCAGGCCUCUAAAGAGAAGUUGAAGGUUGUGGAGGAAGAAGACCAUGGUGGAGGAGCUGGUGGUGCUGGAGGAGAGGAGACUCUGGUGAGGAGAGACGCUGGUGGAGGAGUUUGGGUACUUGAGGAGACGCUGGUGGAGGAGUUGAUGGUACAGGAGACGCUGGUGGAGGAGUUGGUGGUACAGGAGACGCUGGUGGAGGAGUUGGUGGUACAGGAGACUCUGGUGGAGGAGUUGGUGGUACAGGAGACUCUGGUGGAGGAGUUGGUGGUACUUGAGGAGACGCUGGUAGAGGAGUUGGUGGUACAGGAGACCCUAGUGGAGGAGUUUGUGGUACAGGAGACGCUGGUGGAGGAGUUGGAGAUACAGAAGGAGACCCUGUUGGAGGAGUUGGUGGUACAGGAGACUCUGGUGGAGGAGUUGGUGGUACAGGAGACUCUGGUGGAGGAGUUGGUGGUACUUGAGGAGACGCUGGUGGAGGAGUUGGUGGUACAGGAGACUCUGGUGGAGAAGUUGGUAGUACUUGAGGAGACCCUGGUGGAGGAGUUGGUGGUACAGGAGACCCUGGUGGAGGAGUUGAUGGUACAGCAGGAGAAGAGGAAGCAAGGGAGCCUGGCCCGCAUAGGGAGAGCCAUCCGCUCACUCCUCCGACGUGUGCUGCUUUGUGGUGGCCGGUCCACUGCACAGUAGGGGUGGUAGAGGUGGUGGAUUGGUGUGAACCCUGACGACUUUCACCACACUCAAAACACUCACCCUGCACCCAACCACCCUGU